This is a messenger RNA of Dentiscutata erythropus, 262 nucleotides long. Lineage: Eukaryota; Fungi; Glomeromycota; Glomeromycetes; Diversisporales; Gigasporaceae. The record is from the annotation of a GenBank genome assembly.
AUCUGAAGAAAUUGAGCAAGUUGAAAAUCCUAAUGAACAAAAUAAACAUAAAACAAUUAAAAAUUCUGCAAAAAAACGAUUACAACAAAACCGAGCAGGACAACAAAAAAAACCAAUUUGGGAACAUUUUAAAACAGUUGGUAUAACCAAAUCUGGACAUACUGGUGGGCAAUGUAGUUAUUGUUUGCAAAUAUGGAAGCAAGCUAAAGCAAGAAAUUUAGAAGAUCAUAUUGCUAUCUACUGCAAAAAAGCACCAGCUUAA